Tribolium madens (black flour beetle) is the source of this 4607-nucleotide messenger RNA. Its product is annotated as zinc finger protein basonuclin-2-like. NCBI's taxonomy places the organism in Eukaryota, Metazoa, Arthropoda, Insecta, Coleoptera, Tenebrionidae. Gene Ontology annotation, cellular component: nucleus. The record is from RefSeq and is a predicted model, not a curated record. Bases 315 to 3827 code for a protein of 1170 amino acids. The transcript is spliced from 5 exons. Gene Ontology annotation, biological process: regulation of DNA-templated transcription.
CUGCCUCAGUGGUAGUUGGACUGCCGCGGCAACAACAUCCUGUCAGUCGUCACUGGUUGCAGCAGCAACAGCAGCAGCAACUUCCUCCGCGCACGCAUCACAAUUACGGAGCGCACUUGACGCCCACCUCGAAAAAUUCACAAAACUAGUGCUCAACCGACCUACCAUCACUUAACAUGCUCACAGAACUGUAACAGUGCUAGAGACGGUCGAAUUCUCUCGCGUGAGUGAUAAAGUCGUCAAAUUUUCCCGCACAUGUCUCUGUACAGUUGGGCUCGCUGCCAUCAUGGUUCAACCAGCCACAGUUUCGCACUAUGGAGCCUGUGAGUAAAUCCCAAGAAGCAAAAGUCUUCCAACCGCCGAAAAUUUGCAUGGCAAUACGAUGUACAGUUCCUAAUUGCAGCUGUGAACGUUUUGUUCCUGGGAAGUGCCACCUACGCUACUGUGAAACUUGUAAACACGGUUGGGUUCAUCACGCACUGGACAAGUUGGGAACGCGACAUCUCUUCAGUAACAGUGCCCCCGAACCAGUGCAAGUUUAUGCCGCGUUUGACAUCGCUAGUUUAGUCCUUUACGGAUGUCAAGCCCUUCCAAUUCGCCUUAAAAUACUCCUGGAUAGACUGUUUUCGGUGCUUCGCAAAGAGCAAGUGCUUCAAGUGUUGCAUGGAUUUGGCUGGACCGCCGAAGAUUACACAAGAGGAUAUAUACUGCAGGAGUCACACGGCGGCACUCUGGACCGAUGGAGUAUCUGCAGUCCUGAGGAGGAGCCUCUGGUCCUCCAACAGUUCCUUAGGUUUGGAGAGACGCGAGCCAUAACGCAACAAUUGCUUCUGGCGCAGCAGGCACUUCAGGAUCCCACACUGGAGCGCCUAGAACGCCGCCACUCACCAAACCUUCGUCGGGCGAUGUCACCUAACCAUCGCCCGUCCCACCAAACUGUUCCAUCUGCUUUUCACCCGUCUCGUUUACCGACAAUGUCUCCUCAUCAAAAACACCAUUUAAAUUUCUUGAAGAUGUCUACCUCCAACGGACCUCUCCCCUCCAACUCUCCUCCGAGAAGCGUCAGUACUAGUCCAUUGAACACGUCACCUUUGAAUCGUCUACAAAACAUGCAACCUUUCGAUUUCCGUAAAUUGGGUGGCGGGCUUACGAAUUUUCCGAAUCGUGUAAGUCCCGACAUGAAUCGAAGAAGAGCGGAAAGUGAAAGCGUCGGUUUGAAUUUGACGAUGGCAACGUCGUUGUCUUCGUGUUUGCCACCGCCGCCUCCACGGCCGCCAUCGUUGAGUCACUCCGCGGCGGCAAUGGCGGCUGCUGUUUCGGUCAAUCCUUUGGCGGCGGCUAGUUUGGUGGCAUCGUCCUUUCCGGGACUUAUGUCAACGAGGACAUCGAGAAGUAAAUCACCAAGUGGAGAAGUUUUAAGUGGCAAUAAUAAUAGUGAAGAAGACGAUGAUGUUGACGAAAACUCUUAUAGUGCACUUAAUUUAAGUCGUGAUAGAGAUAUUCUCAAAGCUCCAAGACAACCGAGAGGAAUCCCGGGACGAAAACCCACAACACCUACUAAAAGACAAUGGGGAUCGCCGGGAUUACCUCUAAAUCUAGGAACGCAAUUUAUCAACCCGGCUACAGGGAAGAAAAGAGUGCAAUGUAACGUAUGUUUAAAGACGUUUUGCGACAAAGGUGCUCUUAAAAUUCACUUCUCCGCUGUACAUUUACGUGAAAUGCACAAAUGUACAGUUGAAGGUUGUAAUAUGAUGUUUAGUUCAAGAAGGUCGAGAAAUCGUCAUAGUGCUAAUCCAAAUCCAAAAUUGCAUUCACCUCAUCUUCGUAGAAAAAUUUCGCCUCAUGAUGGAAGAAGUGCACAAGCUCAUCCUCUUCUAAUACCUCCCCAAACCGGUCUUUCACUACCAGCAGCUGCAGCUGCUUUAAAUCCGCUCAAUCCAUUCGGACCAUUUCCUUUACUUACUCCUUCACCAGAUAUCCGACACCACACGGCUUUAAGUUCCAUAGACUUUAAACAAACUCUAGACCUAAGCAUGCAAAAAUUAGAAGAAAGAAAACAUUCUUCAGUUAAAGAUUACAGUGCACUAUCACUUGUCGGUGGUACCCACCACCAGUCCGAAGAAGAAGAAGAUGAAGACGAUGACGGAAUCGUUGUUGUUGGUGGUGACGAAGAAGAAGAACCCGAAAAAAAUGAAGUCACAAAUGGUGUUUCCUCCGAUCAACCUGAAGAUUUCAGUAUGCCUUCAAAAAGGCCCAAAAUGUCAGUCUCCGAUGUAGAAGAAGACAUAACUAGUAAUUUAGAUAGUAACGAAGAUUCCCUAAGUAUUGUCGACACACAUAGUCUCAAAGAUGAACCGAAUGUACAAACAAACAAAAGAAAACGUAAAAGUCAAAACCCCACCCGAUGCGCUGUACCUGCAAUGAUGGAAGACGCCGUCAGUGACUGCGACUCCUCAAACGACGUUUUUUCCGAACCUCUUAACGAAAAACCUCAAACCAAUCACGAAAAACGAUCACCAAGUCUUCUCGAAACAAGGAAAGAGGAAGAAAAAUUCGAAGAAAAAUGCAACUCGCCGCUAAACCUCGAAAAACGCUGUCCCGACGUCAAUGCCAAUGAACCCGAAAAAAUCGCAAGUCCGGAAAUAAAAAAAAGUUUGGCACCUUUAUUCAUGAUCGAUAAGUUAAAAAAAGAAAAACCAUCGCACGAUUCAGAGCCAGUAGAAGAAACCGAUGAGAGGCCUGCCAGUUCGGUCGAAAGUAACAAAAGUGACGAAUCGUUCGACUCGUCCAACGCUUUGAGACACUUGGAGAGCUUGUCUCAUGGGCAUUUUGGGGACUUGAUGGCUAAAAGUCUUCAUCUGGGCUUGGGACAAGGUCCGCAAUUCCCCCCCAUUGCGUUCAUGAUGGGCGGCGGCCCUCCCAGUCCCGCGCGGUCGCAGGCCUCCUCCGCGGGCAGCAGCAACGGCGCCGAAUCCCCUGACGAAAACAGUCAAAACCAGUUUUUUGGCCACUUUGACAACGGCCAGUUUAUCAGCGGGAUGGAUGUUCCUAUCGACAAAGACAAUCCGAGGAAGUGUACCGCGUGCGGGAAAAUAUUCCAAAACCAUUUCGGCGUGAAAACUCAUUACCAAAACGUGCAUUUGAAACUGAUGCACAAAUGCAAUGUUGACGGAUGCAACGCGGCGUUCCCCUCGAAGCGGAGUCGCGACAGACAUAGUGCAAAUUUAAAUUUACAUAGGAAGUUAUUAUCUACCUCUUCAGAUAAGUCGGCAGCGAGUUUAUUUCUGGAGAAGUCUCCUUUCGCCCUCCCUGGCGACUUCCUAACAAGACUUUACGCAGAAGAAGCUCUCAAGAACCACCACUUGCCACCGCCGAAUUUGGACCAAUUGAUGCUCAAUGGUGAUCGAAUACCCCAUCCGCCCUUGCUGCUGCCCCCCCUCGGCGGUAUUCCCUUCCCGUUGGGGAGUUUCAACCAUUUUGCGCAGUUCAACGGGUCUUCGACGAUGAAAGAGCGCUCAUCGCGGUCAAGUUCGCCCGUUUCUGGAUCACCUCCUCCGCCGGUUUCGCUGAAAUACACGCAUUGUGUGGACGAAGACCAACCAACUCCGGAUAAAGACGGGAACCUCCCUUGUCGGCUGUGUAAAACUCCGUUUCCUACUUCGUCCCAAUUGAAAGAACAUUGCGAAAGUAACCACUUGUCCGAAAUGUUUAAAUGCACGGUUAUGGGGUGUAAUAAGGUAUUUAUGUCGCGAACGCGGCGGAAUUUGCACGCGGAAAAUGAAUCCCUUCAUGUGAGUUUGUCGAGAAAGAGUUCGGAGAGUUCGUGACCGUUAAGUAAUUUUCUGGACUUGCGGACUGUACCCCUGUGGUGGUGAUCGACCGAUGUACUUAUCAAAUUUUAGGUGUUUUCAUAUAUGUGAUUACUAGAAUAAUUAGGUCUAAGGUUCAGCUUAUAUAAUUUAUUUUUUAUUUUUACUUGUUUCAACUUCCUAUAAAUCAGCCAGUCUUGAUGAAUACUCAUUGUAUAUAAAGAAUAUUUAUAGAAUUAGGUGGUCUCGUAAACUGUUAGAGAAAAAUCGCGCUAUCAAUGUGAAUAUUUCAAUUGCUCAUUUUGAUAAUACUGCACAAGUACGUUAAUUGUCCAAAUUGAUAAUUAAAAUCUCGCUAAACAUAUAUAAGCUUCCGCGUUUGGACAGUUGGCAGUGCUUGACUCACUGUUAAUGCAUGCAAAUGAAUAUUCACUCUACCAGUGACAACUUCAGAAUCAAACGUGUAUAUUUAAAUGUGCAAUAACUUUGUAAAUAUGCUAUCUUGCCUAUGAAUGUAUAGAUGUAUAUAUUUACUAUCAUUAGUGAAAAAUUUGCCCUAGAAUUAUCAUAAAUGUAUACGAAAACCUCUGUCGAUUCAAAUUAUUUUCCACGUUCAAUGGAAAAGUCAUUUUCUCUUGAACCGUGACCGUUCAAAUCCAAAUUAAUGUUAUAUUUGUAAUAUCUUAAACAGCACACCUCUGUAAAUGUUAUUUGUUAUUGCAUAUUGCAUAUUCACACUCCAGUGUACAGUAACCAUUAUGUAUCGCCUAUGGGCUUCAUUAAACUUAUAGCUGUCGU